This is a messenger RNA of Ornithodoros turicata, 1881 nucleotides long. RefSeq names its product very long chain fatty acid elongase AAEL008004-like. Lineage: Eukaryota; Metazoa; Arthropoda; Arachnida; Ixodida; Argasidae. The record is from RefSeq and is a predicted model, not a curated record. Gene Ontology annotation, cellular component: endoplasmic reticulum membrane. Gene Ontology annotation, molecular function: fatty acid elongase activity. The transcript has a single exon. The coding region runs from base 261 to 1079 and encodes 272 amino acids. Gene Ontology annotation, biological process: sphingolipid biosynthetic process; fatty acid elongation, monounsaturated fatty acid; very long-chain fatty acid biosynthetic process.
UCUCCAAAAAGGCAAGUUAUUCGUGCAAACAAAAAAGAAAAAAAUCUAUUUCACACACGAAGCGUCAUAAAUGAAUAAGAAAGGCUGCACCGAGGCAGCGCGCAUUCGAGGAGGUUCCCUUCCUUCCUCGCUUCGAUCCAACCUCAUGAAAGUGGACGCUCCCGGAUGGGAGGGAAAGAACAGGAGAGGACGUAGGGACUCAAAACCCAGACGUCCUCCCCCGCCGUUCCAGAGAACAGCGCUACGGCGCACUUGAGCAUAUGGGUGAUACAAUGAACGCGACGUUGACCCGCGAUCCCAGAACAACAACAUGGCCGCUCGCUGGGAACCCGCCGGUGAUCGCGUCCCUUCUUCUAGGUUACGUGUACAUCGUCAAGGUGGCCGGCCCGCGGUUCAUGCGGGACCGGAAGCCGUUCGACUUGAAACCCCUGAUCCUCGUCUACAAUGCGACUAUGGUUCUUCUCAACGUGUACUUCACGUACAACUUUCUGGUGAGGUCUUACCUGGGCGGCGGCUACAGUAUUCUCUGCCAAGGGAUCAAGUUCGACGCUGACCGGCGGACAUUAGAACUGGUGUCUCUAUGCUGGUGGUACCUCCUCGUCCGUAUCGCAGACCUGCUAGACACGGUGUUUUUCGUGUUGCGCAAGAAAGACUCCCACGUGUCGUUUCUUCACGUCGUCCACCACGUCCUGGUGGUGUUCAACGGCUGGUUCGGGCUCUCGUACGGCCCCGACGGACAGGUCAUGUUCUGUAUCUGUCUAAACAGCUUGGUGCACAUACUGAUGUACUCUUACUACUUCCUGUCCCUUCUGGGACCCGCCGUGCAGAAGCAUCUCUGGUGGAAGAAGUACCUAACUCAAGUGCAGCUCGUACAGUUCGUCUUCAUCUUCGUACAUAGCACCCUGCCUUUGUUUGUGGAAUGCGGCUAUCCGCGGACUCACACCUUCAUCGUCCUGUCAGAGUCUGCGUUGUUCUUCGCGCUCUUCAUCCAUUUCUACCGUCGUGCUUACGAAAACCGAAAGCUGCAGCGUGGGACGGCGCCGGUGACCGACAUCGGGCUUAGGCCUAAAGCUGCUUGAACGCCACGAAGAUCACGAUGAUAUCGAACACAUACAACGCUAGGAUCUUCAUCCCUUGUUUUCAUGAGCGUCGUAAAGAAGUAAUACUGUGAUGUAAGUUUCCAGGGUCGUUCCCACGAUUGUCGGCCGUCCGAGGAAAUGUUUGUAAACUGAAAUUUCCGUCGAGAAGGUUCGAGCCGCUUCUCCGAUUCGGUCUCGACAAUUAUAGCAGUCACCGCACGUUUAUACCGUGGUAGUAUAAGCUUUCGUUAAGCGUGGCACUGCCUAUUUGCAUUUCGACGCGGCAAUAUAAGCUAGGACGAAAGAGACGAAUUCUAGACAUUGCUGUGCGCGCUGCACUGUAGAAAAUUGUUGCGUGAAACCGUUAUACAAAACAAAAUACAUAGGGAUUUGUUUCGAUCUACGAGAACUACAUCAUACAAGCGAACCACAGUUGUUUGUAACGAGCGCAGAAUUAGCUCGCGAAAAUACGAGUCGUUGUCUUUCCCUUAUUAUCACGGUGGGUUUGUCCCGCCUUCUCGAAGGUGUGCCAACAAAGUGGUCUCUUUCUUACGCUGCCAUACACAAUCAUCAGAAGUGCUGCAUAAGACAGUUGCGCCCGUGCCGAGGGGGCAUCUCCCCCCCUCCCAAAUGUUCCAACCGUGAGUUGUGUACAAUGAAGACCCGUUUGACUUUCAUGUGGACCCAAGCCCAAAAACGAAACUGUGUUGUGGUUGCAUUGUAUGUUUAUUAGCAUCACGUGACAUGAGUGCUCAGACGUGUACUGAUGUGGUACUUGACUAUUACAUAUACCAGAAGGUCA